UCAAUGUCCAGAUGGAGCCCUCGGGCAUCCCAGAGUCCACCACCCCUUUUGAUUAUGAUCUUCAGAGCUUUCUGUGUGAGAAGGAGACCUUCAACUUUGCUGCCUUCAGCACCACCAUCCUGUACUGCCUGGUGUUCUUCCUCAGCCUGGUGGGCAACAGCCUGGUGUUGUGGGUCCUGGUGAAGUACGAGAGCCUGGAGUCGCUCACCAAUGUCUUCAUCCUCAACCUGUGCCUCUCAGACCUAGUAUUCUCCUGCUUGUUGCCUCUGUGGACCUUGGAAUACCACUGGGGCUGGCUGCUGGGAGACUUCCCCUGUAAGCUCCUCAGCAUGCUGUUUUCCAUCAGCCUCUGCAGCAGCAUCUUCUUCCUGACCAUCAUGACCAUCCACCGCUAUCUGUCUGUGGUGAGCCCCCUCUCAUCCCUGCGAGUCCACACCCUUCGGUGCCGAGUGCUGGUGACCACAGCUGUGUGGGCAAUCAGCGUCCUGGCCUCUAUCCCCGAUGCCAUCUUCCACAAAGUGUUUCAUCAUUCGGAACAUUCACGUUGUGAUUACGCGGAACUCAAGUGGUUCCUAGCGUCGGUUUACCAGCACAAUGUCAUCUUCCUGCUCUCCAUGGGGAUAAUCCUGUUCUGCUACGUGGAGAUUCUCAAGACCCUGUUCCGCUCACGGUCCAAACGGCACCACCGGACCGUCCGGCUCAUCCUCACCAUUGUGCUGGCACACUUCAUCAGCUGGGCUCCCUACAACCUGAUGCUGUUUCUGCAGACACUGCUGAAAUUCGAGGUCAUCCAGAGCUGCAAGGUCAGCCAGCAGCUGGAUUACGCCUUGCUCAUCUGCCGCGAUUUCGCCUUCUCCCACUGCUGCUUCAACCCAGUGCUCUAUGUCUUUGUCGGGGUCAAGUUCCGCAGACACCUCAAAACUCUGCUCCGGCACUUCUGGCUCUGCCGGUCACAGGCGCCCAGCUCUUCCCCGUUACCUCACACCCCAGGUGCCUUCCACUAUGAGGGCGCCUCCUUUUAUUGA
Molecule: messenger RNA, 1025 nt
Organism: Pteropus alecto (black flying fox)
Lineage: Eukaryota; Metazoa; Chordata; Mammalia; Chiroptera; Pteropodidae
Gene: XCR1
Product: X-C motif chemokine receptor 1
Exons: 1
Coding region: 12-1025 (337 amino acids)
Biological process (GO): chemotaxis; G protein-coupled receptor signaling pathway; immune response
Cellular component (GO): membrane
Molecular function (GO): chemokine receptor activity
Source: RefSeq, a predicted model, not a curated record